Molecule: messenger RNA, 1455 nt
Organism: Debaryomyces hansenii CBS767
Lineage: Eukaryota; Fungi; Ascomycota; Pichiomycetes; Serinales; Debaryomycetaceae
Exons: 1
Coding region: 1-1455 (484 amino acids)
Molecular function (GO): protein binding
Source: RefSeq, a predicted model, not a curated record
AUGAAGAAAUAUCAAUUAAUAGGACGUAAAAAAGUCUUCACUAAAUCGAAAGCAAGUGUGAAUUAUCCAACAGCACAUCUUUGCUCAUUACCAGUUGAGAUAUUGAUGGAGGUAUUUAAUUGCUUGGAAAAUGACUUGAAAACGUUAUUGAAGUUAUCCUUGGUUUGUAAUAAGUUUCAUUUGAUAAUCAACAAGAAUUUUCUUUACAAUAAUAUAAUAAUUACUAAUCCCAGGAGGUUUUCUAAGUUUAGUCAAACUCACUUGCCUAGUGCAUCUCAUUCAAUUACAAGAAGGUUUGGGUAUAAUGAACCGAGCAAUAACAUAAAUUUGGUAAAAUCCGUCCAUUUCAUAAAUCCUCCUACCAGAAAUUCAACCAACCGUAAGACAAAAAUUGCGGGGACGUACGAUGUGGAAAGUGUUCAAAGCACAGAUGAAGAAGCCAGUUUCGAUGAGUACAUUCAUUCAUUUACAAAUUUACUUAAAGAAGCAUAUGGACUAAAAACAAUUACUAUAAGUGAAAUAUCUCCAGAGUUUUCAUUUCCCCAUGAUAUACCGGGCGAUUCAUCCAGUGUAUUUUCUAGUUUCAAGUCAAAAAGGCCGCCUAGAACCUUAGGCAAAUUGGUACUAAAAGUACAGAGCGGCUGGUCAAUACCUUUUAGAACCAGCCACAUAUCGUCGUUGUUUAAUGUAUAUGGUGCGAUAGAUGAAUUAGUCUUACAUAAUUUUGUUCUUGAUGAUCUGAAAUUGACUUCUUCAUCGAAGAUUGGUGGUAUCAACAAAUUGGUUUUAUUCUCCUGUAUCUACUCGAAUAGUUUAUCCAAGAAGGUGCCGAACCAGAAAAAAAGAUGCCCAGACAUUCUUGCCGAAGUUACAGAGUUAAGAUUAUUGAAUAUUCUAUCAGGAAGUGACUUAUCGGUUAUUGAUGUUAUAAAGCAAAAUGGCAAAUUGUCGAAAUUAACUUUAGAUCUCGACUCUCAAGUAUUCUACCUGAUGACAAAAAAUUCUAGCAAUGAAAAGCAAUUCAAUUUUGCUAGAUAUAAUCUUUUUUUUAAAUUACUUUGUUCGGGCCAAGGAUUUUAUGCCAAUUUAACUGAAUUAGAGCUAAUAAAUUUUGACCUUUUUGACAGUUUUAGACAUAAACACAAAAUAAAAGAGGAGGACGAAGAUAAUGAUGACUGGGUUGCUCCUCUGACGGAUACUUUUGAAUCAUUGUUGACUUAUUUAUCAACUAUCCAGAACCUUUCAAUUGUAUUGAAGGAAAGGCCGAAAAAAGUUCGUACUUGUAUCAAAUGUGGGUUUACGAAAAGUGAACAACCAGACAAGAAAAUUCAUUCAUUGAAUAAUAGAGAAUGGUCGAUUUUGUUACAUCCUUUAUUGUCAGAAAACGAAGACUGUACAGUAAAGAUAUUCGAUCAUAAGGGUAAUAGAGUCUUUGUAAGAUCUAAAUAUAUAUGA